AUGAGAUCACUUGAAGAAAUUGAAAAUAUUAAACUGUUAUUUCAUCACCAACAUUCAUUUAUAAUUUCAAAGAUCAUAUUUAGUGCCAGUCAGUUGGGCGUCUUCGAUCUGCUGAGAGAGUCAGGGGAACUGAUGUCCCCUGCAACUGUGGCUGAGCACUUGAAGACCAGUCUCAUCGGGAUGCAGAUGCUGCUGGAAGCCUGUGUGGGGUUAAAGGUCCUGAAAGUGGAAUGGAAGGAUGGCAAAGAUGUUUAUGGAAAUACAGAGUUUGCUGAUCUCUUUCUGGCUAAAUCAAGUCCAAAAUCUCAAUAUUAUACUAUGAAGUUUUUAUCAGAAUGUGUAUAUAAAUCACUGCAAUACUUGCCUGAAGCUGUAAGGGAUGGGAAACCUCAGAUUCUAUCAAUAUAUGGCAUUUCUUCAAAUGAAUGUUAUGGAGCACUAUACAGAUCAAAGGAAGGCAUUGAAAGCUUUUUCAGGUACAUGGAUGAAGCUUGGAGCCUGCAUGGAAAAGAAGUGGUCUCUGCCUUUGAUCUUUCUGGUUUUCAGCUGAUUUAUGAUCUGGGUGGAAGUAGUGGUGGCUUAGCUAAGGAAUUGAUUUCAAAAUACCCAAAUUGUACUGUGAAACUUUUUGAUCUUCCUGAAGUUGUGGAAAUAUCUAAAAAAUAUAAUGCAUUUUCAGAUGAAUCCCUGAUCGCUUUCCAUGAAGGAGAUUUUUUUAAAGAUCCAAUUCCUGAAGCAGAUCUUUACAUCUUAUCAAGAGUCUUGUUUAAUUGGAAUGAUGAAAAGUGUAUCCAGCUACUAACAAAAGUAUUUACGGCCUGUAAACCAGGUGGUGGAAUCUUAGUAGUGGAACCAACUAUUGAUGAAGAAAUAUCUGUGUCUUUUCCUGGUCAUAUAUAUGCCAUGAUACUGUUGCUUCAGACCGUAGGAAAAGCACGGAAAGUAUCAGAGCAUCGCAUGCUCUUCAACACAGCUGGCUUUAAAGAUAUUCAGUUCAAGAAAGGAAAUGUCUUUGAUGUCAUUUUGGCCAGAAAAUAA
Molecule: messenger RNA, 1038 nt
Organism: Protobothrops mucrosquamatus (brown spotted pit viper)
Lineage: Eukaryota; Metazoa; Chordata; Lepidosauria; Squamata; Viperidae
Product: acetylserotonin O-methyltransferase-like
Exons: 8
Coding region: 1-1038 (345 amino acids)
Biological process (GO): methylation; melatonin biosynthetic process
Molecular function (GO): acetylserotonin O-methyltransferase activity
Source: RefSeq, a predicted model, not a curated record